Messenger RNA from Diaporthe citri, 12036 nucleotides. RefSeq lists its product as uncharacterized. The record is from RefSeq and is a predicted model, not a curated record. The transcript is spliced from 6 exons. Bases 1 to 12036 code for a protein of 4011 amino acids. Lineage: Eukaryota; Fungi; Ascomycota; Sordariomycetes; Diaporthales; Diaporthaceae.
AUGAGGACCGGCUUCAGGAACCACGGCUUUUACGGCCACAUUUUUGUGGGCUCUCGCGUGCUUUCAGGCAUUGCCCUCCUCGCCAUCAUCGGCUUGGUGGCCACCUUCACAUCCCAAAUCAACAAGGCCAGCCUCGCUCCACCACCGCAGCUCACAGGCGCCAUUAUCGUGGGCGCUGCCGCGUUGCUCUGGGUGCUCCUCUCCUUCACAGCUUACGACGACACUCACAUUCCUUACAUGGCCACAGCCAUCGUUGACACCGUGUUUCUGAUCCCCUUCGUCGUGGUUGUUAUUAUCCUCGGCGGACAGCUGAGCCAGACGGAGUGCUCGGCUCUGCCAGCACAGUCCGGCAAUGGCACCACACUGCAAUUGGACCCGGCCGACAACGCCGGGAAUGGCACUCUCUCAUACGUCACAUUCGUUGCCUCUGAUCAGAUGACCUGCUACAAGCUGCAGGGCACCUGGGGCCUGUCGAUUGCGCUGUGCAUCUUGUUCCUCCUCUCUGCACUCGCAGCAGCCUUCAUGUUCAUGGGGAAGCGAAAGAACGGCUACAACGGGAGAUUCUUCGGAAAGAACAGCGCCCGGUACGGCGAUAACACGAGGAGCGCAGGACCUGGAUCACCAAAGAAGAACAAGAAGUCGAAGCAGAAGAAACAACAAAAGAACGGACAGAACCAAGCAUCGUCAUACGACAAGGGCUACAGCUUUUUCAAGCCCUCGACUUGGUAUCCAUCUGGCAAUUCUUCUUCAAACCCGUCAUCUUCGACUUCUCGCGGUAUGAACAACCCAGGUUCGAGCGGCAACUCCUCGUCGGCUCAAAACGUCACCAUGAACAACCAAGCACCCGACUUGUCGCCCAGCAAAAAUAACACAGGGUCGCGGAAUGGCCCGAAUGAGAGUACUGGAAAAUGGACUUUUGGAUUUGGAAGGCUCUGGAGGAAGGGUGGUAGUGGACGCGGUGGCCGCGACCGCUCCAAAAAUACCGCCCCACCCGGCCAUCAGCAGGAGGACAUCGUGCUUACGGAUGUACCCCAGGGCCGCAGGAAUAGCCCAAACAACGCCAAUUCCAACACCAACAGGGACCUCGGGGGCCACCAACAAGAAUCAAAAGGCAAGGGCUUCCUGGGUCUCUUCCGGUCCAGGGACAAAUCUGGAGACGAUUCAGCCUCCUACCCUCGCACCAACACGUCUUUCGACCCGCAAGGACGACCAACAAACCCCACCCAACAGCAACCGAGCAGUCAAUUCUGCUGGGCCGCUGCAGGGGUGGCAAAGGAGUGCCGCCGGCUGCAACUAAACGCGAACCCAAACAUCAACGGUAAGAACCUUGCCAGCACCCCGAACCAACGCCAGGCAGCUGGUGCUACCAUCGGUAACCUCGACCAAAACGGCGUGCGGAACAUGGGUUUCCAACGGGCUCCGGUACCAAACAACAAUGCUGCUGGAUACACUCCGCCGCCUGAUAUUCGAAAAGCCGGAGCGCCUCUCAAUCCUGGACCUAAUGGACAGAGUUUGCAACGAAAGCAGACUGGUGGCUUGAAUGAACCUCCUCCCAAGCCUGGCCAACCGCUUCCUUCAACCAGGAAUGGACAACCACUCAGGCUUGGCGAGAACGCCGUCGUCACAAAAGAUGAGCCUUCAGUCAAACCCGGAGGCGGUCUUUUCUCCAACAUGAAUCCCCUGAAGUCCAAACAAGACAAGAAGGGAAAUGAAAUGCUGCCUGAUUCAUCAACUCAUGACCUUCCCAACAAGCAAAAUGGAGGUAGUGGCCCUCUCAUGCCCGGUCCCAAGAACUCUGCAAAACCGGCCCCGGGCACAAAUGCCGCGGGUCAACAGAAUCUUGGCCCUAUCAACCGCAUAGACCAACAAGACAAGUCUCAUGGCCUCCUGGCAGGUAGAGGCAAGAAAGGCGCCGCCCCACCACCCAAGGGCGUGCAACCAGAAACCAACCGCAACCCCACGCCUGCUGAAUCGAGCUACUUCGACACGCCACUGGGCCCGGCUGCCGCGCAAGCCAUGGGACUUGGUAAGCCGCGCGGCGAGAAGAAGGGCAACUUGGAGACGAAGCCCAAGGCUGGAGAGCUCCCAGCGAAGCAGCCUCACAGGCUGCAUCCUCAGAGGAACUCAUUCGAGUCUGAGAAUGGCGGCAGUGCUCCCAUGACCGCGGCUGGGAAUGUUCCUCCGAACAAGCAAGGAAAGCAACCGGCUGGACUUGGUCGACCUGAACCCCCGGCCGGACGCAACGCACAAGCGGGCUUACCUCCUUCCAUGCCACCUCAACCAGAGCGUGACGCGAGAGCUCGUCCGGUCCCAGAGGCACAACGCCGUCCUGGGCCCGCUGGUCCCGAAGGAAGGCUAAACGCACCCGGUCAACCAGCACCAGUGGUUCUACCAACUGGUCACCCCGGGAAGAACCAAGGCCCGCCUCCACAAACCCGCGAUGGUCAGGGUCUGCGGCCUGGAGAGCGUCCCGGUCUGGCUAAGGACAUCAAGGGCGGCUUGCCUCCGCGUGACGACCAAGGACGACCCGCGCCCCCACAGCCAGUUGGUCGCGGUCUUCCUGGUGGACAGCAGCCCAUGUUCGACGAGCGCGGACGCCCGCUCCAGCAGCGCACACCUGGUGGACCAGCCAUGCCCGCAGCCAUGCCUGCAGCUCUAGCUCCCGGGCAGCCUCCACAGGGGCCGCCUGCCAGGCUCGGCGGACAGCAGCCCAUGUUCGAUGAGCGUGGGAGACCACUGCCGCAACGCACGGCCGGAGGACCAGCCGGUGGAUCUGGCAUGACCACAGCUCUUGCGCCUGGGCAGCCACCACAGGGCCCUCCUGCCAGACUCGAUCGCAGUCUUCCUGGCGGGCAGCAGCCCACGGUUGAUGAACGUGGGCGUCCACUGCCGCAACGCGCGGCUGGCGGGCCAGCUGGUGGGCCAACCAUGCCCGCGGCCAUUCCCGCAGCUCUUGCCCCCGGGCAGCCUCCUCAGGGACCUGCCGCUGCACGAGGAACACCACCUCCUUCUCAGCGACCCACUCAGCCUGAGGUCCCGGUAGCUCUUGCCCCCGGUGCCCGGAACCCCCGCGACCUCCCCAACAUGCAAAAUGAGCCCAAGCAGCCGAUGCCUCCGGCUCGUGACGAGCGCGGAAGGCCGCGUGGCCCUGCAACUGAACCUGCAGUCCCGAACGCAUUGGCUCCCGGGCGUAACCCACGCGAUGACCGGGGAAGACCGGCCCCUCAGAAGCCAGAAGCUCAGGGACGAGAUAUCCCGAAUGCUUUGCUCCCAGGUGGUCGACCCUCACAGGAGUCUGUCAGAGAUGCGAGAGCUCCAAAUGACCGCCGCCAGCCCUCUCCUCCAAGAGAUGGUCCCAAACGGUCCGGCUCGCCCCGAAAUGGCAAUGGACGGCGUCAGUCUCCCCCAGGCCGCAAUUUCGAUGGUUCUCGAAGGCCGCCCUCGCCGCAGUCAUUGCACGGGCGGCGGUCUGGGAGCCGCGGUCGCCAGCCGUCUCCGUCCAAAGGAAGGCCUCCGUCGCCAUCGAAGUUGCGAGGACUUGCUGGCGCCGAAAAGAAGCAGGACGAGAUGUUCAUCGGGGACGUCCGCUCGCAGAAAUCCGACAAGAACGGUCGCCCCAUGCCUCCUCCUGUCACAGAGGCGUCCAACCUGCCUACGAGAAAUGAGCCAGAUAAGGGCCGUCCUAUACCUGCUCGUGCUCCCGGAGCUCCGGAUGAGAAGUUGCCGCUUCCACUGCCUCUGAAAGAUCCAGCAAUGGCGAGUACCUUUUCGCCAUUCGGGGGACCCAGACCCAAUGGCGCGGAAGGCCGCCCGCCCGUGUCCAAGGAUGGCCGUCCGUUGCCUCCGUUCCCAGAGAGAUCCCUCGGGUCUCAACCUCCUCAAAUGGGUGGUGAAAGAGAAACGGGCCGCCAAAUGCCGGCUGCUGGCGAGCCGCCGCAACCGCCGCCUUCUUUCUCGAGAGACCCAUCAGCGAGAAAUGACGCACCGGCAUCACGAGGUGUGCCGCCUGUGCCGCAACAGAACCAGCCACCAUCCCGGGACGGGCGGCCGAUGCCCCCGAUGCCCCCGAUGCCCCCGAUGCCCCCGAUGCCCCCGAUGCCUUCCAACCAAGACAAGCCUUUGGGUUCUGAGCCACCUCUCAUGCGCAACGACCGAGGCCGACCCAUGCCUCCACCUGUAGCUGGCGAGCCAGCUCUGCCACCUGUUGCUGCGGCUAGAGAGAGAUCUAGAUCGCGUCCACCUCCCAGGCUCAAAGAUCGGCAGUCCUUUUUCCAGCCUGGUAAGCCUGCUCAGGACACUGAUGUUGCCCCGAUGCCGAGGAUGCCUUCUCCAUCCAGAGGUGGGCCUCGAGCCAUGCCUUCUGAAUUUGCAACUCCCGAUGCUCUUCGACCCGGAAGAGCAAACGAGAAGGACGCCGCUCGCAUGCCUGUGCCAUACAACAACGGUCAGAAGCUUCCGCCUCGAGAGCCCGGCCUUGCUGGCCUCGGUGCUCAAUUGGGCGAUGUCCCGAGGGGUCCUCGAGUCGACGAGAGUGGCAUGCCAGUGCCAGACAAGUCGAAGGCGCCCAUCAACCACUGGGAAAAGAAGCCAGUCGCCAACAACACUGCUGCUCCUUUCAGCAAUUCGUUCAAUGAUCCUCGUCAGCCACCCUCUGAUUCACGUGAUCCUCGAGGACAACAGGGACAGACUCCCUUCCCAAUGGGCGUCAAGGUUGACGGCCGAGGCGGACAAGCUCCUCCUCCACCAUCACGAGAUGAGCAGAUGAACGACAAGGGAAGGUCUUCUACUUCUUCCUCACAGGACAUGACUCGGAACGCUGGAAGGCUAGACACGAAUGUGUCUGCUCGGAAUACACCCUCAGCUGAGCCAUCCAGCGCUACGGAAAGCCCUUCAAAGGGCGGCUGGAUGGGGAUGGGUCGGUGGUUUGGCAAGAAGAAUAAGGACAAGAAGCAAGCCGAGGCCAUGACGACCUCCAAUAUAUCCAAACGGCCGUCUCUGCUGCCACCAGGCAUCGACCGGCAGUCUAUUGUCUCUGAUUCUGCUACUCCUACUGCCGCUCCUACUGCCGCUGGUGGAGUACCGCAGCCUGAUCAGCGAGGUCGUGCCCCAUUAUCCCAACCAAAGGACGUUCGAACCGACCAGCAGGGUAGAGACUUGAACCGCGUACCAAACGACCUUCCACCUCCCCAAACCGGUGUUGAUGGCCCGCAAAGAUCUCUCAUAGAUACCAACAUCCCCCACUCACGCGAUGGGAUACAGCGCCCUCCUGUAGACCCGCCUAUUCGUGAGUCAAGGGGACGCGCUUCGCCAUUCCCAAAGCGUCCGGGCCAGAACCCAUCCCCACCUAUGCCUCCAGCAGCCAACAACUUCUCCGAGCUCAACCAGGCCGCAGCUCCUGCUCGGGACCUGACCCAAGACAAGCAGGAGGAGCCGAAGGUUCUGGAGCCAAAGGAGCAGAGAAAGAUGAACAGGAAGUCCCACGUGCUAGCUGGUAUGAUGCCACCGAUGCCCGGUCAGGACCCCGUGCCUGCAGUUCCUCAAACACCAUCUUCCUACAAGAGUGGUGAUGAGCGUUCGAUUCCUGGCGGUACCCAGAUGCCGCCCGUUCCACUCUUGGAUGAGAAGCAAAGGCGGGCCGCGAAUAGGAAAUCGCACAUGAACGGCUCUGGCCCUGCUGACGUGCAAAUGCCGCCAGUGCCCAGCUUGCCGGAGCAGCCUCCCGCAGAAAAUGGUGUGUCCAUGAAGGACGACGUCCCAGCCAAAUCUGACUUGCCGUCCUCAUUGCGACCUGGUAUUUCUGACGGAAUGCCACAAGGGAAACGAGACCUGGUGGAUGAAUCCGCCAGGGACAAGCCUGGCAUGGUACCUCCUCCACCUAUGGGUCUGAGGAGAGGACUGCCAUCAAGGCCCAUGCCACGCGGAGCGGCCAAGGAACCUGGUCAACCCACCGGAAAUGGGGUCCCUCCUCCCCCAGGUGCCGAUACGGAACGAGCAGGCUUAUCGCAAGAGCUGCCUCCUUCGCUGAGAUCAGGACAACCAGACUUGAAGCUCGACACGAAGGAAGGCGAGCAACUCCCUCUGGCUCCCGGCAGUGUCCCAGCACCUGUGUCCAAGUCUCGAGACAUGGAACCAAACAUGUCGGGUAGUUCCGACAGUCCCAAGUCCAAGAUGGCCAAGCGCGGCAAAGACGAGGACAAGCCCCGUCGGCCCCUCUCCCCUCUCGAUGGCAACAUGUCGCAACGGUCACCAUUUGAUGAGCAAUUCGGCAACUUGCCUGGUUCAACGCAAAAGCCUUCUAGCCCCAAGUCAAACAAGCUGAAGGACCUCUUCGGCAAGACUAAGGGCAAGGACGGCGCCUCUCGCAAGAUCGGCUCGCCAACAAUUGGCAGUGAGAAGCCAUUGUCGCCUACGUCUAAGUUGGCAGACAUCGAGAAGGAAAUGAGUGGCAUUUCGUCAUCCCGUCCGUUGGGAGGCGACAAGGAGCAGCUUCCUGCACGCUUCUCGGACUCGUCUUUCACUGAUGACAUGCUUAACACGCCGCCCAUGCCCAACAACGGAUUCGCCUCGAACGAGGAUGCGAGCCGCAAAGGUAUUUACGGGCAGACACUCAAGGACGCUUCAGAGCCAAAUGCGGGCAAGAAGAACGGCCGUCUUGAAUCUGCACCCUUCUCGUCCCUUGCGAGCGACGACAAGACAAGCAAGAAGGACAAGUCUCGCGGUCUCCCGGGUGACAAGCAGGAUGAGUCUACCGUCGAGGAAGACACGAAGCGUGACUUCCUUGGCGGUAUCUUCGGUGGCAAGGACCUUGGUUCGCCUACCUUCAAGGAUGACGAGCCUUGGGCAGCAGGAAAGGAUUCCAAGGCUACUCGAGAAAAGAAGCCUGGGCUCUUUGACUUCGGCAGCGACAAGAAAGACAAGAAGCAGCGACGUGACUCACGGGGCUCUAUUAUUGGGUCUCCAACCUUCAAGGAUGAUUCUCCGCGCUCACCUGGCCAGGAGGAGCCUUGGCCAACCAAUGGUGACGCAUUCGACGAGAAGAACUCGCGUGACAAGAAGACCACUGGUUUGUUUGGCCGCGGUAAAGACAAGACCAAGGCCGGCUCCAAGUCGCCUACGGACGAGAAGCACGGCUUGUUCGGCCUCGGCAAGGGCAAGGAUAAGGGCAACAAGCUCCGGAUUAGCUCUCCAGGACACUCGCCAACGAUGGGAGACGGAUCUCCUAUCGAGCCGCGGUCAGGACAGGAUGACCUGGUUGAUGAGAAGGGCGACAAGAAGACCGGAAUUUUCAGCAGCUUCGGAAAAGGCAAAGACAAGAAGAACAAAUCUGGCUCUCCACUUGGCUCGCCGAAUCUGAGGGAUUCGUCAGCUGUCUCUCCAGGCUUGGAGCCAUUCUCAGCAGAUGAGGAUGGCAUUCCUGGGUCUAAGGACAAGGGCACUGGCCUAUUCAGCAGCUUUGGUAAAGACAAGAAGCAACGACGAGGAUCCAAGUCAGGUUCCAUUUCUUCUGACAGGGACUCGAUGCUGCUCGACUCUGCUGAUGGCCAGCUCGACGAAAACACGACUGGGGAGAAGAAGUCUGGGCUUCGGGGCCUCUUCAGCAAAGACAAGGAUGGAAAGAAAAAACUGAGAGGAUCCAACUCAGAGACACUGUCACCUGGCGAGGAAGGCUCCAUGCCUGGGUCCCCCACCAUCAUGGAUGAGCGGCAGACUGGCAACAACGACGUCAUACCAGCCCUACUUGUUGUCCAGAGGCAGUCACAACCGGGCUCUCCAGUGUUGCCUGGCCAAGAGAAGACCGGUCAGUUUGACGACAAUUCUAUUGAUGGAGACAAUGAUUUCUCUUCCCUCUCUGAAGAAGACAAGAAGAACAAGAAGAGCAAGGGUCUGUUCGGCUUUGGCAAGAACAAGGACAAGAACAAGAAGGGAGAUGAGCGUUUCGACGACAUCUACGACGACAAGAUGGACCGGCCCUCGUCGCCUAAGGGCAAAGACUCUUUCUUGUCGCCCAUCGAUGAUACCUUCAACGACCAAGACGGUCGCCCGCUCUCACCUGAGCCCGAAUUCCCAGCGUCUCCCGAGAUGGGCAAGAAAGAUAAGAAGGGCAGAGGACUGUUCGGCCGUUUCGGCAAGAACAGGGACGGAGACUUGACACCGACCUCGCUGGAUGGUUUCAGCGACCAUGACGGUCAACCUCUAUCACCCCAGGACGACGUCCCCAUGUCUCCUGAGAUGUGCAAGAAGGACAAGGACGGCAAAGGCAUCUUCGGAUGGGGCAAGAAGAAGAACCGAGACAGCCCACGGAUGUCCCCCGUGGACGACGAGUUCAACCACGGCGGCAUGUCCCCGCAAUCCCCCGGAAUGGGCUUUGACCAGCGCCAGUCUGGCGACAUGGACUCCUUCGCAUCGCCCGUCGACUCCCCGAUCCUGGAGGACUCGAUGGCCUCCCCCACGCGGUCCCUGGAUGGCGGCAGCUCCACGCCGCCGUACGCCGACGAGGAGCCCUUAUGCUCCGACGAGCCGGAGAAGAUGAAGCCCGCGCCGCUCAACUUCAAGAACAAGAUGCGCAAGAUCUUUGACAAGAUCGGCGGCGUUGAGGGCGAGCAGCGCGACGAUGGCAAGCGUGGGUCGAGCCGCGACUUUGGCGGUGCGCCUGAAGGUAUGGAUGACUACAGCACGAACAAUACGCCCCCUUCGCCCGCGGGCGGCGUGGACGACUUUGGUGGCAACAACAGCAUGCCUCCUUCUCCUGCUGGUGGGAUGGACGACCUUGGCGGAAGUAGCAUGCCUCCCUCGCCAGCCGGUGGCGAUGACGAUUUCGGAGGGAACAGCAUGCCUCCUUCCCCCACUGGUGUUGACAGCAUCCCUGCGUCACCUGCCGCUGUUGACAGCAUGCCACCUUCCCCCGCUGGUGGUAACAGCAUGCCUCCUUCUCCCGCUGCUGUUGAUAGCACCCCUGCGUCACCUGCUGGUGACAUGGACGACAGCAACAGCUUGCCUCCGUCGCCAUCGGGCAGUAUGGGAGCGGGCGAUGCAAACGAGCCCAUGGAGUCUCCGAUGCAGUCCCCCGUCCAGUCACCCAUGGCGUCUCCUGUGCAAUCCCCUAUCCAAUCCGCAGUUCAGUCACCUGCUCAAUCCCCAGUUCAGUCUGAGUUUGGCGCAAUGUCUGAGCAAGAUGGCCUGGCCUCCCCGCAGCCUGACAUGGGCAUGCCGUCGCCGGUCCAGUCGGAGGUUGCUGCUCCAGUCGACGAGGACGUCCCUGAAGAGCCUGAGUUGAUGGCGACGGACAGCGGCAUCGUCGACUCGCCUCCCGCUUCCCCGCCCGCCGAGGUUGAAUCUCGCGGCAUAGGCACACCUGUGGAGUCGCCAGUCGUGGACAAUUUCGAGCCGGCAGACGAUGGCGCACUUUCAUCGCCAGUUGCGGAAGAAUUUGAUGGCCCGGCUAGCCCCGGUGGAGGAUACUCUUCGCCUUCGCCCGUGGCUGACGACUUUGGUGGCGAUCCGGCCCCGGUCGAUGACUACUCUGAGCCUGAGCCCGCUUUCAAUGACGGCGGUGACGACUUUGGAAACGAUGGUUUCGACGACAGCGCCCCAGCCGACCUCGGAAUGGACCGCGGUCUUGAUAUGGAGCCCGGACAGGAUUUCGAGCCCGAGCCCGACAUGCCAAUGGACGAUAUGCCUAUGGACGACAUGCCGGUGGACGACAUACCAGCGGACGAGUUUGAUGAUAACGGUGAUGGCUUCGAUGACGAUGGUGACCGCGGCCUCGACGAACCAUUGGACGAGCCAUUCGAUGAACCCCUAGACGAGCCUUUGGAUGAGCCUUUGGACGAGCCUUUGGAUGAGCCAUUGGAUGAGCCCCUCGAUGAGCCCCUGGAUGAGCCAUUCGAUGAGCCCUUGGAUGAGCCCUUGGAUGAGCCCUUGGAUGAGCCCUUGGAUGAGCCCUUGGAUGAGCCCUUGGAUGAGCCCUUGGAUGAGCCCUUGGAUGAGCCCUUGGAUGAGCCCUUGGAUGAGCCCUUGGAUGAGCCCUUGGAUGAGCCCUUGGAUGAGCCCUUGGAUGAGCCCUUGGAUGAGCCCUUGGAUGAGCCUCUGGACGAACCUCUGGACGAGCCCUUCGAUGAGGAGCCACUGGAUGAGCCUCUGGACGAGCCCUUCAACGACGAUGGGGACGCCGGAGAGUUUGACGAGGAACCGAUGCCGGAUGACGGCGAGGAGAUGAUUCUUCAAGACGACUUCGGCUCUCCUGACGAACCGGGUGAAUUGGAAGACGAUGACCGCGGUUUAGACGACGAUUUCCAACCGGAGGAACCAAUCGACGACUUCGCCGGUGACGGUGGCGACGAAUUCCCAGCAGAUGACAUGGGAGACGACGGCAUGAUGGACGAUGGAUUUAUGGACGGCCAAGGUGAUGAAGAGCCCCCAUUCGAAGACCCGCCGUUCGAUGAAGAACCAGCAUUCGACGAGGAGGCUCCAUUUGACGAAGAACCACCAUUCGACGAAGAGGCCCCAUUCGAUGAAGAGCCACCGUUUGAUGAGGAGGCACCAUUCGACGAAGAUGCCCCACUGGAAGAUGGUAUGAUGGAUGAGGAAUUUAUGGACGACCAGGCUGAAGGAGAACCAGAAUUUGAGGACGGCGUGAUGGAUGAGGAUGGAGAUCGCGGCCUCGAUGAUGACAUGAUGGAGGGUGAAGAUAUAGGAGAAGAGAUUAUGGAUGAUGAAUUCGGGGAAGGACAAGAAGACGUGGAAGGCGAAGAAUUCCCAGAAGAGGACUUCCCAGAGGGUGAAGGCGAAGACCUGGAGGGCGAAGAGAUGGAAGGGGAAGAGAUGGAAGGGGAAGAGAUGGAAGGGGAAGAGAUGGAAGGGGAAGAGAUGGAAGGGGAAGAGAUGGAAGGGGAAGAGAUGGAAGGGGAAGAGAUGGAGGGUGAAGAAAUGGAAGGCGAAGAGGAUCGAGAUCUUGACGAGGAGGCUCUGGAAGACGCCGUGGACGAGUCGAUCACCGGCUCCGACGCUGAGCUUGACGAUGGAGGACAGGACGGCGACGACGAGGAAGGGCUAGACGACGAGGCGCUGCAAGACAUCAUGGACGAUGAUGAGGCGCCUGGCUCACCCACCGACUCGGACCUCGACCGUGGCAUGGAGGAAUCGCCCGAGGACGCAGAAAACGACCAGGACCAAGAAGAAGAAGCGGAAGUCGAAGAAGAGGCCGGCGAGCCCGAGGACACAAGCGACGUCCGCCUGUCCCAGCUCUACCGACAGUCAGCGGUCAUGUUCUCGCCUGUGCUCACCUCGCCCCUCCCGCCGAGCCCGCCACCGGAGCAAGACACAGCCAGUCCACAAGACGAGGACCUGGAAAACACGGACCCGGUCCGUUACUCGCACUUGUACCGGCAGAGUGUUGAUCUCGACAUGGCUCUAACACUCCAGUCGCCAAACUCGGACGGUGGCCUGUCAGCUAUCGCCGAGUCCCCAAACAUGGAGCAGGGACAGUCCUUUGACGUCCCGGUCAUGGCACCGGUUCCUGACUUCGCAAGGAGGCGAAGCGAGAGACUUUCGGCUAGGAUGUCCACCAUGUCCCAACCAUUGAGCCCCAUCGCCGCCAGCCCGCUGUCCCCUCGCCCACCGGCGACCCCGCCACCAGAGGAGGAUGAGGAGUACAACGAGCAGGACGACCAGCACAAGUACGACCCGAACUACGACGUCGAACGUGCCCUCUCCCCCGAGGAGGAGUACGAGAACUACUACGACGAGGACGACGAGUACGAGCCACAUGAGCAACGCGGCUCUGGUCCUUCGGGGCCGCAGACCUUCGACGACAUGAACCUAUCUCCUCGACCUGGUCCCUCGCCCUCAGAGCGGUACAGCUAUCACGAGGACCUCGAGCAAGGCCCGCCAAUGACGCCUUUCACACCGAAUGGCAACCGCAAGACUCUGCGUGAGCGGAUGUCGGGGUGGUGGGCACAAGGCAACGGUAACGGCCAGGAGGGCUCAAACUACACGCCACCGCCUCCGAUGCCCUACGACAGUGGCCAGUUCAUAUGA